Messenger RNA from Actinia tenebrosa (Australian red waratah sea anemone), 4143 nucleotides. RefSeq lists its product as uncharacterized. The record is from RefSeq and is a predicted model, not a curated record. Gene Ontology annotation, molecular function: ADP binding; protein binding. NCBI's taxonomy places the organism in Eukaryota, Metazoa, Cnidaria, Anthozoa, Actiniaria, Actiniidae.
UUUUUAAUUAUAUAUUUUUCGCUCCUAGUCGAUCCCAUACAUUUACUGUAAAUCCCUUCGUACACACCACAAAUAUAUAUUGCUUGGGCUGCCUGUAGUUUAACAGAUCCAUGGCGUCAAAGACAUUCACAGACAGGGAGCUGAACUACUUUCGUAUUUGUUACAUUGUCACGCGUAUUGUACCUGAAGAGCUGAGAAAGUUCUUUAAACAAGAAUGGGACAAGUUUUUCAAGGCUUCGCAUGGAGAGUGGCGUGACACAGCCAAGAAUGCCGUCGAUUUCUGUAACAUGGAAUCGCCGAGAAAUAGGAGUCGAAAUGCAAGGCUUCUAUCUGUAAUGAGAAAUGGUAACACCAGUGAAUGGGACUGUACUUGCCUCUUUUAUGCUAUUCUCCACUCGGAUUCUCUUGGAAAAUCUCUCAAACAUAGUCCUGCAUGGAGAAGCAUCGACGCAUUACGAGAAAUUCGUAAUGAAGUUUUUGCCCAUACCAUCGAUGGAAGCCUCGAAGAAGUGGAUUUCCAAGCUUCUGUUCAAAAAGUUUUAACGGCGUUUUCAACCUUGAAGCUGGAUCCUUCAGCAAUAGAAGAUAUGAAAAACCAAAAAAUGUUCUUGACAGACGAGGUGCUCAGUCUUCAGCAACAACUUGAAACAGAAAAGAAACGUAUCGCUGAAUUGUUUUCGUUUUGUGUGUUGCCCCCCAAACCUUCCCAUGAUACCACUGAACGUCCAGAAGAAGUAUCCAGUAUAUACGAAGAGAUGACUAAGUUAAGAAACGCCAAGAACAAUGAGACAACUGUGACGUAUCUGUCUGGGAAUCCAGGGUGUGGAAAAACUGAGAUGGCAAGGCAAAUCGGGCAGAAACAUUUCAAGAAAGAGGGUGACGAAGGAGCAGAUCUAAGGUUCGUAUUCACUCUCAAUGGAUUUAGCUUGAAUACCUUGCUUCAGUCGUACAUAGAGUUUGGUGGUCAUCUCAAUCGUGACCAAGAACGGAUAACAAACAUUAGUACAGCACAGGAUCUCAGUAAAGAGAAGAAAAUCUCACAAAUAAGAGGUUUUAUCGCCACCAGAAUUCAGACAUAUUCUUCCUGGCUCAUCAUUGUUGAUAACAUCAUAGAUCUUAAGUCGGUUUUCCAAUACUUGCCUCAAGCUGGAGAAAGGACAGUUGGAAAAGGUCAGAUCUUAGUCACAACUCAGGACAGUCAAUCCAUUCAAAAAAGUGAUUCCUAUACGUACCAUACGUCUCUAAGCCAAGGAAUGAAACAAGAAGAAUCGAUUGCUUUACUUUGCCAAGUAUCUGGUUUAGAAAGCGAUGACAACACGUUGGAAGUAGCCAGGGCUCUCGAUUUCCAGCCCCUUGCAUUAGCAUGURCUGCAGUUUACAUGMAACAAAUAUGCAGUGUAGGAAAAGMWAUUACCUGGGGRAAAUAUYUUGAAAAGCURCAAAACGACCAACUUGAGGCAACAGAAGCAGCUUAUGAGGWAACAAGUUUAGCUUACCGAUCGACAAUGACUACUGCUGUGAAGUUGGCCUUGGAAAGAGAARUUGAYAAGAACGAGGUAAUGAUGCAUGCGUUUCAGUUUUUGUCUUACGUAGCUCCUGACCCGAUUUCACUGAAAUAUGUCGUUGAAUAUGUUAAGAAGUGCAUGCCAAAUCAGGACGAUGGGCUACUGGCUGCCAAGAUAGCUUCUUCAUCGCUUGUCAUUUCUUCCGAUGGUGAGUCCAAAGAGCUCCGCUUGCAUCAAGUUGUGUAUGACUGCAUGAAAAAGGUUCUGAGUGAGAGAAAUACAAGCAAAUAUAAUGUGUUUUACGUGGUUUCGGCCUUUUCAGAUAUUCAUUCUUUUGAUAUGGACAAAAUAUCCGACAUCGCUGAAACACGAAAACGUGUUCCCCAUUUUGAGUCCAUCGCAGCUAAGUUGCAGCCCUUCAUUGAACAAGAAGGUGGACCUUUUUUUGUGAGGGAUUCUGGACUUUGCUCGAGUUUUGGUCUUGUUGAAAAGGGCUUGUCAAAAAUUGGCCAUAUCUGCUUUGUGCAUGGUUGCUUUCGAGCUUCCCUUACUUGUUAUAAGAUCGCCUUUAUGAUUCAACAAGAGACAGUGAAAGAUAAGAGUGAACCAUGUAAUGAUGAGAAUGAUCGACGUUAUGCAGUUACACUAACAAAUAUAGGCUUAAGCUAUUAUUGUCUUGGCCAGUUUAAAAAUGCGAUGAUAUGUUUAGAGAGAGCAUUAAACCUUCGAAUGAAGGUUCAUCCCGACGGCAAUGAUCCUUCAGUAGCUACUACCCUCAAUAUUCUCUCUUGUACCAAACAUGCGUUGGGCCUGCACGAACAAGCUAACAUCUGUUCAGAAAGAGCGUUGGCUAUCCAGAAGAGUUCCUAUGUCUCAAAUCUUCAGGUUUUGAGUGCUACUAUUAAUAACCUUGGGGAUAUUUUUCGCCAGUUGAGCCAAUAUGAAAAAUCAAAAAUAUGUUAUGAAAGAUAUUUGGACAUCGAAAAGAGAGAUUUUGGAGAGGAUCAUCCAAGAGUGGCUAGGACUCUUAAUAACCUUGCUUUAACUUUAAAAAGUCUUGGGCAACAUGAAAAAGCUAAGGAAUAUUUAGAGAGAGCCCUGUCUAUAAUUAAAAAUGUGUUUGGUGAUCAUCAUCUCUGUGUAGUAGCCAUACUGAAUAACCUGGUGAAAUGUUUCCUGAAUUUAGAAAAAUACGAAGAAGCGAAACCGUACGCAGAAAGGGCUGUAGCGAUAAGACAAAAAACACUAGGACCGUCGCACCCAUUGUUAGCUCGUUCGCUAUCUCUUCUAGGAGGUAUCCUCAUGCACAUGAGACAGUACAAUGAAGCCAGAACUUAUUUUGAGAGAAGCCUGUCGAUAGCAGAGAAUGUUGAUGGUGAUGAUCAUCCCAAUGUAGUAGAAAUACUGAAUUGCCUGGGGCUAUGUUUCAAGAAUUUACGAAUAUCCGAAGAGGCGAAACAUUGCGCAGAAAGGGCUCUAGCGACAAGUGAAAAAACACUAGGACCGACGCACCCAUUGUUAGUUGAUUCGCUACGUAUUCUAGGAGAUAUACUCAUGCACAUGGGACAGUACAAUGAAGCCAGAACUAAUUUCGAGAGAGCUCUGUCCAUAGCAGAAAAUGCUGAUGGUGAUAAUCAUCCCAAGGAAGCAAUCAUACUGAAUAACCUGGUGCAAUGCUUCCUGAAAUUAGAAAAAUACGAAGAAGCGAAACCGUACGCAGAAAGGGCUGUAGCGAUAAGAGAAAAAACACUAGGACCAACGCACCCAUCGUUAGCUGAUUCGCUAUGUACUCUAGGAAAUAUCCUCAUGAACAUGGGACAGUACAAUGAAGCCAGAACGUAUUUAGAGAGAAGCCAGUCUAUUCGAGUACAGGCGUUCGAUAAAGGACAUCCAAAGUUGGCUCAGACACGCAAACUCCUUCCAACACUAAAAGAGAAAGAAGAGGAAGUUGGUAGAAAAAGAACAAGUGAACUUACCGGCACAAACAGCAAAAAAAUGCGUCGAAUAUAAGCCUUGUUAACGAAGAAAAAAGAUUCAGGUUUCAGACGAGAGUUUCGAGGUAUUCAGACAAUUCUACAUCAGUGAACAUAAUUAGCCGACAUCCAGUGUUGGACCAAGGUAUCUAAGCGUAUGCAUGUGACCCUAUAAGAAGCAUAGCAUUGGACCAUUUUAAUGGUCCCGGAUAAGAUUAGAAUUUCUCAAACUCAUUAAUAAUUUAUGACUUUUAAGUCAUGCAUUAUUAAUGAGUUUGAGAAAUUCUAAUCUUAUCUGGGAAAUAAGUUAUUGAAUACUUUCUAUCGAGAUGAAUACAAAUCCUGAUCGUGAUACUUUGGUCUAUAUAAUUUACGUACUCCAGCAGUUCUUAAAAGCCCAUAAUACUGUAAAGUAGAGUAUAACUGUAUAUAGUAUAAACAAGAGAAUAUGAACUAAGAGAAGGAAUCCCCGUGUCCCAUCAUGUGCACACUUUGAUGCUAUUCUUAGAAUCCGAACUAUUUUUAACCCGUUAACAUGCUCGCGCGAUAAUCAUGCUUCCCUUUAAUGCCUCGUUUUAGGACACGAAAAGCGCCACACUUCGCUAUGUCCACAACAAAAACACAGGCUUUUUUUACUGCAAGACUGGAAGCCGUCUACCCUCAAG